UGCUGCUGCACCUGGAGCCGCCAGGCGGCGCUGUGUGCCGGAAGUCCCGGUGCUCUCCGGUGUGUGAGCAGACAGCAUGGCGGCCUUCAGGAAGGUUGUGUCCGGACUCCGCCUCACCUCCUGCCGGCUCAGCAGAACCUCCUUCAGCUCGGAGCCCGGCGGGGCCCCGGGCGCGGACCGUCCCCGCUCCGGCUUCGCCGCGGCCUUCGAGCUGCAGUCGGAGCUCCGGCGGGAGGCGGAGAGCUCCGCGGCCGGCGGAGACGCCUCGUCCUCCGGCCGGGAGGAGAGUUUCGGCUCGCUGCUCCGUCGCUCCGCGUUGAUCCAGAUGGGACCGGCCAGAGGGAAGGUGGUGUACGGGAAGGUGGUGCACGUGAUCCAGGACGACCUGUACGUGGACUUCGGCGGGAAAUUCCACUGCGUGGUCCGGCGGCCGGCGGACGGAGAGCGGCUUCAGCGGGGCAGCAGGGUCCGGCUGCGGCUGCACGACCUGGAGCUCACCGGCCGCUUCCUGGGAGCCACAACGGACACCACGCUGCUGGAGGCUCAGGCCACCCUGCGGGAGCUGCUGGAGGACCGGGAGGCCCCGGAGAGCCACGGCCCGGACCAGGACCAGAACCGGGACUGAGCCACAGCACCAUGAAGGGACUGACGGAGGGACUGUGGAGGAGGAGGAGGAGGUCUGCAGGAGGAGCUGCUCCUGUUGGUGUGUUGACUGUUGAACUGUGCGGGUGGAGAGGAGAUCAGCUGCGUCUGUUCACUGUUUAAUUGUUUAAUUGUUGUUCACUGUUAAUAUUGAUAAUAAAUGUCAGUUAUAUUGGC
Plectropomus leopardus (leopard coralgrouper) is the source of this 819-nucleotide messenger RNA. It is a transcript of the gene mrps28, whose product is annotated as mitochondrial ribosomal protein S28. Lineage: Eukaryota; Metazoa; Chordata; Actinopteri; Perciformes; Serranidae. The record is from RefSeq and is a predicted model, not a curated record. Gene Ontology annotation, cellular component: mitochondrial small ribosomal subunit.